Molecule: messenger RNA, 978 nt
Organism: Thamnophis sirtalis
Lineage: Eukaryota; Metazoa; Chordata; Lepidosauria; Squamata; Natricidae
Gene: MYCT1
Product: MYC target 1
Cellular component (GO): nucleoplasm
Source: RefSeq, a predicted model, not a curated record
UGUAACGGUAUUUUUGUUUUCACAAAUCAAAAUUCUAAUAUACUCCCGAUUUAUUCUUAAAAUUACUUUCUUUGUCCACAUUGAAUGCGAUGGAUAACAGCACAAGUCAGGAAAACUUCUGGCCACCCAAUUUCUGGAAUCAAAUAAUAAUAGCAUUUUCGGUUUCUAUGGUCAUUGGACUUGUCAUUGGAAGCAUAUUCUGGGGCGUUUUGACUUGCCUGUCUAGCCGUAGAGCCAGUGCCCACAUUUCCCAAUGGAGCACCUCAUCAUCCAACUGGCGUACCAGAGCUGCUCAUGGCUGUGUGGCCAGCAGGCCUGGAUUCUAUCGCAACAGCAUCUGUGAACGCCGAAGCAAUCUCAGCUUAGCCAGCCUCACUUUCCAAAGGCAAGCAUCUUUAGAGCACGGUAAUUCUUUCCCAAGGAAAUCAAGUUUUCGGGCCUCCACAUUUCACCCUUUUCUACAAUGCCCUCCACUUCCUGUGGAAACGGAGAGUCAGUUGAUUACCCUGGUCCCCACCAGUACCACCACCACACCUACUGGAACUUCCACCAACAGCUUCACUCAUCCAGAAUUCACUUGGUCAAAUAACAGUCUUCGUGUCUUCCAUUCAACACCAACUCCGCCUCCUGCUUAUGACUCUAUCAUAAAGGCUUUUCCAGAUUCUUGACUUCAAUUCAUGAAAUUCAAUUCUAUGAUUUCUUGUGGGCUGUUGAAGAUACCUGGAAAGCUUACUAUGGCCAAAAGGAACUACAGUGCUGGGACAGGAGGGAUCUAGUGAAACCUGAGCAUUUGGUGUGGUAACGGGAUGUUCCUCAACUUUGAAGAUCUUUCUCACGAUUGCAGCAAUCUGCAGUAUUAAUGCGUUUUUAUAAUUAACUUGGCUUAUUAAGCAUUGUCUUUCAUUUAGCCCAGUGUUUUUCAACCUUUUUUGUGCAAAGGCACACUUUUUUCAUGAAAAAAAUCACGAGGCACACCAC